Messenger RNA from Coniosporium apollinis CBS 100218, 1371 nucleotides. RefSeq lists its product as uncharacterized. NCBI's taxonomy places the organism in Eukaryota, Fungi, Ascomycota, Dothideomycetes. The coding region runs from base 1 to 1371 and encodes 456 amino acids. The record is from RefSeq and is a predicted model, not a curated record. The transcript has a single exon.
AUGUCGACAUUCGGAACCGUCAGGAUCUUGCCGCGUCCUCUUGACGCGCUGUUUCCACGUCACGUGGUCGACCCUCGCGCUGCCGAAGACAACGCAUCAGUCGUAACCUCCGACAGCGAAGACGGCGGUGUUGCGAUCCCGCUAUCUCUGAAGAAGAAGAAGAAGAAACAUCGGGCAGGAAAGAAGCAUAGAAGAAGUGGCAAUAAAGUGCAGGGCACUACCACCAGCGCUGACACCUCUGAGAUCAACGAGACUGUCCUUAUCCCGCGCAGCCAAGAAGUCACUGCCAAACCGCUUGCAAGUUACGAAGACACUGCUCAAAACUACGAGUUCAACCACCGCCUCUCUCAUGAUGUCGGCGACUAUAUUGCCAUCUACGAGGACCGGAAAACUUCGCCUGCUACUGUGUUCGCUGCGCGAUCUCACGAGCCUUCCGACAUACAUAGAACCACUGAGUCGCCUGGCUCAAGCGCAUCUAUUCCUCGUCGCGAAGGGGCGCCCGGAAUUUCACAGCGGGCGAGCCCAGUUCUUCCGCCUGGAAAUAUGAGCGUGCAUCCAGCGCCCGACAAAACACCUGUAGAAGAGGUUGAUCUGACAACUGCCACGGGCGAGUACAAGACGCCUUCGCCGGCUACAGUUUUGGCUAAGGACCCCCUUGAUGCUUCCAAGGUUGCUCCAAGCGCCAAACCGGCCACAUUAAGCGCGUCUGCACGCAACCACAGCGAGGCGACAUCGCGACUGAGAGCGCAAGCGACUCCCUUUUCUUUGCCCGAAGACCUGAGCAUGUGGCUAUCGCCGGGUGGAACGCUUGUCGAAGGGUCUGACCACAUCAGCAGCCGCAAAGAUACCGGUGCAGAUGAUGGCGCUGAAUUAGUGCCGCAGUUGGCCCAGCAUGAGAUCUACAAGCAAGCUCGAGAAGAGCAGAACGAAGCUCGCAGAAAGACCGACGCUGAGAGGAGGUCAAGACAGAUUGUGCGCAUGCUGGAAGCGGAGCAAGAAAAGAGGCUUGCCGCUGUCGAAAGCAAGCUCGUACCCUACACCAACGAUGUCGCUGCACUAGGACCAUCAAAUGUUCCAACCAUCAAGUCCGCGCCCUCAGCUUCGCAUAAUGGUGGUGGUACAGAAGCUCAGCCCGUUUCGGUCCGCCGCAACGAUCAUUUCUACCGGAAGCUGGUUUCGAUCCAGGACAAGCAGUCGAUCCCGAUGCACAACAGCAACCCUCGGAGUAGGAUGGCCAUGUCAAGCAUAUCCUUCGCAUCUAUGCCGCCACAACAUGCCGCAGUGGCAAUAUCAUCACACCACCUAUCACGCCGGGAAAGGACGCAGCGGUGGAGAAUGGGGGUCCUCAAGGCCUCUCUCGGGCAGUUGUAA